CAUCAUGUCAUGGGGCCUUUAAAUAAAUGCAAAAUGUCUCCUAUCCUAGAAUGUGUAGCCACCAAAAAACGCAAUGCACAAGUUUUUACACAUAACUUCACCAGAAACAAUAAUUAAAUAGUAAAACCAACCAUUUUCUCAGCAUUCUGAGUAUUUUUCCUUUGAUACUUUAAAUACAUUUCCACAUUUAGUGACAUUUAAUGCAGGACUUUUACUUGUUAAUGAGUAUUGAGUCUGUUUUUGCUACUUUUUCUUAAGUGAAGGAUUUUCUUGCACCCCUGUUUGUGAACUACAGUCUUUCCAGCUGACAGCUUGUAUUAUUAACGCAAUGCUUUUUAUUUCUUUGCCUGACUGUAUGAACUUAUGCAAGAUCUUAUAGAUUGUUAUAUUUUUGAAUAACAAAUGCCUUCACAGUGAGCUCUCAAUGGCCUCCAUGUAACCAAAAACGAAUACCCAAUGUAUACCAAAUUAUUAGAACAGAUUUGGCACCAGAAGUUUUAAGUUGGCGUUUCUCCCUGCUCCACUAGGGGCGGUGUGUUGGCGAGUUGGGGGUUUCCUCAGUGCAAAGAUAUUUGUAUGUAGAAGUGAUAGAUGACUUUGUGGUAAAUUGUUGAAAACACCCUCGGAACAUUAUUGGUUUUUUUUUUUUUUUUUUUUUAAACACAGCAAUAUCAACUAUGUUGUAUUUCAAGUGUUUUAUGACCGUGAAGUACAUGUAACCGAAGACAGUACCCACGGGUGUGUUUCGGCAUCGGCUGAAGACGGAGAUCCACGGUCGGGGUGUUUUCUGGAUCAUAACCAUCUGCCAUCUUUGCGGUGUAGCUACAUUAGAUAAACACUUGGUUGCUAUUUAGCUGCUGCCUGUUAGCUUGAAAUCUAAAUUAUGUCAUCGGAGUUUGUGGCUUGUAUCAGGUACACGAACAGGCUAUUACUUAGCUAGCUAGCUUUUUCUAAAGCUAGUCUCGCUAGCAGUGAUAGGCGUCGUUCUCCCUAACGUUAGUCUAUUAGUCCAGGGGAAUUUGAUGUUUUCCUUUCGUAUGUAUCAGUGAUAUUACAUAAUGAGGCGGUAAGCUUGUUGAUGUAGCUUAAUAUACCUACGCCAUACUUAACGCCUGUUACAAACAUUUGGGAGGCAGUAAUUGUAUUUUACAAUGGGAGGCAGCAGAAUUUACAUUAGCAUAGGAUAUGCUACCUUUGGCACCAUGGUUGGACUUUCGGCUUUCCUGGUCUGGAAUAUAGCCUACAAACAGCCAUGGACGGCGGCCAUGGGAGGCCUGUCAGGAGUUUUGGCGCUGUGGUGUCUUGUCACACACAUCAUGUACCUGCAGGAUUUCUGGCGCACCUGGCUCAAAGGCCUCAAGUUCUUCAUCGCUGUUGGUGUGCUCUUCUCAGUUUUUGCAGUGACCACUUUCAUUACCUUCCUAACUCUGGCCAUCACACAGAAGCAAUCUCCGACUGACCCGAGGAGCCUCUAUCUCUCCUGUGUGUGGAGCUUCCUGACUCUGAAAUGGUCCUUUCUCCUGGCCUUAUACUCCUACAGAUAUCGCCAGGAGUUUGCAGACAUCAGCAUCCUCAGCGAUUUCUAGUCAGUACUGGUUUUAUAGUCGGCGAUGGACUUUGAGGAGUUUUAAGCUGCCAGCAGGAGCUGGUCAAAGAGCUUUUGUAACAAAGAGGAGGAAAAGCAGACAAGGCUAGAUUUUAAAAGGUCAUCUGACUCUUACUAUAUGGAGUUGCACUUGCUUAAACUCUGUAUUUGUAUUGUUACCUGUUCUCCUACUUUUAAUGACCCAGAUACUAUAUUCCUGUAAGUAGCCAUAAGUCUAAACCUCUGAAGACUGGAACUGGUUUUGGAUUGAUUGCUUGAGGCUGUUUAUCGAGAGACAUGCUCUUCAGUCAGAUUUUAUCAUGAGAUUGUUUAAUCUUAAUCUUAAAACGGCUAAUGCAUACAAGAAAAUCCCCACCAUAACAGGCGUUUAAUCAAAUAAGUUAAAGUGAAAGUGAAAAUACUCCCAAAAGCCGAAAUCCUCAGAACCAAAACUAAAACCUCCUACCUGAAGCCAUUCUGCUAAUUGGCUGACGGUGUUAGAGUGCUUGAAUGUUUAUACGCAAAUGAGCUUUUUCAGAGAUGCAGUCUUGAACCACAGAAUACUCUCAUCACUAGUGUCUGCAAAGUCAGUCUCUUAGCUCCCUUUCAUCGUCAAUGAAAAAAGUUUGGGAAACUUUAUUUUAUUUUUUUAAAUCCAUUCACCAAUAUGAAUAUUUGAAUUCUCAUUCAAAGCUUUCUAGAUAUGGUAGUUAAUGUACUUACUUUCUCCCUUCAUACCGUGCUUUUCUUUUAGUAGAAUUGAAGAAAGAGCAUUAUUGUGGAAUUUGUGCUUUUCAUGUUUAUUUCCACCAGGGGGAGACCUGCAUUUUUCAGUCAAGAGUCCACUGGAAAAUUAUGACAUUCCUUUUAGGAGAAUGCAAAUUAAUUUGAAAAAUGAUUGCACUUUAGUCUUUCAUAUUGAUGCCAAUGUUUUACACUCAAAUCCUAAUACAAUGGAAUAAUCAUUUACAUGGCCGUCUCUGUUUCACCCUUUUUUUUAAAUGUUGAAAGAUAAUAUAUGUAUCAUUUAUUUUACUGUUAGUAUGAUUUGUGUAAGUAAAGUUAAACUAGGCUGUGUAAGUGGUUAAGUCCCAGCUGUUGCUCAUGUCUGCCUGCUACCAGGAAACCAUGUUUAAAUGUAUUUUUGUUGUUGAGAGAUUAUGAAUGUGAGGGAUUAUGAAUGCGAGGAUGCUACAUGUAAAUAGAAACUGAACCCAUUAAAGUUGCAUUCAUCGGUAAUU
This is a messenger RNA of Perca flavescens (yellow perch), 2826 nucleotides long. It is a transcript of the gene slc48a1a, whose product is annotated as solute carrier family 48 member 1a. Gene Ontology annotation, biological process: heme transport. Gene Ontology annotation, cellular component: lysosomal membrane; plasma membrane. The transcript has 3 exons. The coding region runs from base 1152 to 1586 and encodes 144 amino acids. The record is from RefSeq and is a predicted model, not a curated record. Gene Ontology annotation, molecular function: heme binding; heme transmembrane transporter activity. Lineage: Eukaryota; Metazoa; Chordata; Actinopteri; Perciformes; Percidae.